Echinococcus granulosus is the source of this 330-nucleotide messenger RNA. RefSeq lists its product as hypothetical. The transcript has 3 exons. NCBI's taxonomy places the organism in Eukaryota, Metazoa, Platyhelminthes, Cestoda, Cyclophyllidea, Taeniidae. The record is from RefSeq and is a predicted model, not a curated record. Bases 1 to 330 code for a protein of 109 amino acids.
AUGGCCAGGAGUCGACUUCUUAUCUCCGUCAAAGAGCGUUGGCCUCUCUCGGGGGUCCGCUCUGUUAUUGAGACACAUUUGGAAGCACUCUGGCUCAAUUUCAAACUUCACGAGGAUUCGGCUCAAUGUGAAACUUUUACACGAGGACUCAGCAGUCCUCUCCCUUACCUCCUUACUCCCUCAACACUUGGAAGGGAUGAGAUGGAGGAUGCGGCAGUGCAGCAGACAACCCUUGAAUUGUUAAAAAUUUUGGCAACGAGUCACUUAGGGAACCUCUAUCGUGCCUUUGUACAACAACCUGGCUUCCUAGCCAUGUCAGCAGCCCUCUAG